GGCCAAAAUAUGGAUUAUAUGGAAAUGAAGAAAACAAGCAAUCCCAGAAUUUUGGGGAUGGAGAGAAGCUAAAAUGAACCUCUCAGGAGUUUGGAUGUGUAUUACAUCCUGACUUUGGGCCCCAGUAUCUGGGAUCUGUAAGACCCUCCUGCAGACUGUUUGCAUGAAUGAGUGAGCAGCAGAGCACAGAGCUCCUCAUUAGAGAGCUUGCAUCAUGACUUCAGUUGAGAAGCGCCGUUCGAGCAGAAAGAAUGGUAGCCGUCGAAAGCACAGCAAUGGCGGCUACCGCAGCACCUCCAGAGGCGGAUCCUUUGUGGACGAGACUGACCGUGAGGUAAGCAGUCUGACUGAUCGGGCAUUUAGGAGCCUUUGCAUUGGCGAGGAGGCAGUGUAUAAUGACUCGGACCUCUGCUCGUCAUCACCCGCCAUCCAGAGAGAUCGCCAGCAGGCCUUUGGUCAGAACAUCCAGCAGAGACAGAGGGAGCUGAUGAUGAGAAGAGAGGGAGAGGAGAACUUCAGUGUCAGGCUGCAACAGUAUGGCCAAGAUUGGAUCCAAGGAGGAAUGUAUGGGCCCCAGAUCCAGCAAAAUCCACAGUGGGGAGUCUACAGAGAUAACACUACACCAGGAACAGUUUCUGCCACAUUCCAGAACUCCUGUAUAGAAAUGUCGCAGCAAGAGAAAUCACCGAAGGAAGGACAGUUGUCCUUCCUUACUAACGGAGCCACUGAGUUGAGUUUGCAGCAACGAAGAAGCCACUCCAGGGUUUCAUCUCUUAUCAAGGCUUUUGACUCUGAGGGACACAGGGAUGGAACUGGGAUGGAUGGGAAAUAUAGGGAGUGGAGUGAUGAGCCAAGCUGGGACAAAUCAGCUCUGAUGAGCAUCCAGAGAGACCUUUCUGAAUUCUCUACAUCAUAUCAGCAAAAUUUUAAUAGUGGUCCUUUCCCCUCAGCUGGCCAGUUCUCAUCCCCAGAUACUAACUUCCAAUCCGCUGAAGUAGCCACAGCAGUGGCUCACAUGAAUGCCACAUCUUCUUACAUGAGGUCAUCCCACGCUAGACACAGCAUGUCUGCACACGUCAACUCUAAUUUUUUUAUGCACAGCGAGUUUAGUCCCUUUAAGACAUGGAGGGACCAUAACAGGUUUCCCUUCCAACACGGACAAAUGUCAGGGUUCAUGUACUGCUCAGAGUUUCCUAAAUGGUAUGAGACACCAAUGUACAAGGAGCUUUCACUGGAGGCCCAGCCAAAGGCUCCUUCUAGACCUCGGAGGAAUACCAUGCCACCCAUUGCUCCUCCUGCUCCUCCACGUGCUAUAUCGACAUCGUCAACACUGCAGAAACCCUCUUCCCUGGAGAAACGCUGCGAGUCUGAGCUGGUGGGACAUUAUCCCCACUGGAAACAGACACAGCACCUAGGGACAAACAGGCUUCCAUUGCAACGCCCAUCGACUGUGUCACCAAACACUGCUGUGUCUCAAAGUGUCCUAGACACUAUCAGCUCCAUCACCGCCCUCCAGCAAGGGAUCGCAAUGAUGACAACGGAGCCAAACAUCGCAGUCGCACCAGCAACAAAUCAACAAGCAGCUGUGUGUAAUGAUAAUCUAAUCCCCCCAAUGUGCAAUGAAGCCGCAGUCGUGCAAAAUAUUGUCAGCGGUAACACCAACGCAACUCCCUUCAACAUCAGCCAGCUGGUGACGCCUUUAAUCCACGCGCCGCAGGAAGCAGAGACGUCUGCAGUUCAGCAAUGUACUGUUUCACCACAACCUGUGGAACAUCCUCCAGUGCGGGCUGAGAGCAGGAGCGUCACUCCUGACGUUAGGAUGUCAAGUUACAGGUCCAGAGCCACGAACCUCCUCUUUAAUCUCAAAGACAACAGGAAGAGAGUGAAAAGCACCUACAGUCCGAGCAAAUUUAAAGGUCUGGAGAUGCAGGAGAAGAACAAGCAACACGUUAUUCAGGAAAGUACAGAUGUUGUGAUAGACAUCCCAGAUUUUCCCGAUCUAAAGGAAGCAGAAUCCACGUGGAAAUAUGCGAUAUCGCACCAGCAUUUAAAGCAGUAUCACAACCCUAAGUUGUCAUUUACGGGGCUAAAUUCUCAAACAGCUACAGGGCAAAAUUCAGGCUACACACAAAGUGAUUAUCAGACAGCUCAGGUGCAAGGUGAGACAUUUCGUCAUUCUGGGUUCACCGGCUUCAUACCUGAAAAUUACAGCAACAAUCAGCUGGCUAAUGGACAGAAUCUCCAUGAAGAUUUAUCGUCAUUUGCUCCCAAUAAACAAAGAGUGCCUGAUAAAGUAGAAAUACUGGGAGGCGAUGUAUGCAAACUUAAACCGCUUCACACAGCACCGGACACACUGAGACAAAACAACGAGAAGAACAAUCAAAUAAAAGAAUCUUUAAUGAGUACAGCAAAUGCUGAGCAACAUUUUAAUGAAACAAAUGGAUGGGCAUUCUCAAAGGCAGACAGAUCUCAGCAACUGAAAGAGAACAAACAUAAUUACAAUAAUGCACCUUUGCAAGAAUGGUGCAGGCUGCAGGUUAGUGCUGGCAACACAAACAAACAAGACACAGAAAUGCAAGGUGCAAAAACAACACCGAAAGAAGAAAUACCCGCUUUAAUGGGAAAACAAGAACAUGCUAAUUUAAAAUUUGUGUUAAAAGAGGAACUAAGUUCACCAACAGACAGAAACAAAGGAGAACAUCAGCCAGUUAUGAAUGCAAAAGAUGAGAACAUACAGGUGGCUGCAGCAGUAACGAAAAAAGUGGAAAGUUGCGAUAAAAAGGUCAGUCCGAAUACUUUAAACCAAGUACCACAACGUAUCCCACCUGUACUCAAAGAAAAUAUGGCCUACUAUGGGCAAAAGCAAACUGGAGUUUCAAAAGACAGACAUGCAGAUCUUCAAGAGUACUAUGGCCUCAGGGAGGAGAACAACAUUAAAGAGAAUAAUUUGAUACAGAAGUACAAUAUAAAUCAACAACCUUUUACUGGUAAGGGUGACAAAAUUAUACCCACACAAAAAACAGAUCAAAGAAAAGAUGCACCAACGCUAAAGGACAGUGAAGUCCAAAAUCCCCAACAAAACGAAAUGAGACAGUCUGAACACAAUUUGCAGAUGACUUCAUUGUCUGUUGCUGACAAAGCAACUGUGCUUGCAACAGUCCAGCAGAUGAAGGACAGACAACGCAAUGAGGUUAAAACUGAGGCGACAAAUACAGAACAGAUAAAAGACCUGGCAAAGGUUCAGCACCAGGAGAAACCUGAGGCAGAAUCGGCCAUGCUAAAUAUAACAGAGCCUGAACAGAACACAGCAAAAGAGACGAGAUCAGAUCCUGAAAUGACCAGUGAGACGCAAGCGGAAUUUUCCGAACGUGAACAACCCAGAGGACGACGAAAAGGAGAGGAAAAUACGGAAAGAUUCCGAGGAAAAGAGCCAGAUCAGCAGAGUGACGGGGAGAAAAAAGCAGAGCAGAAGAGAAUACAGAAAGAAACAGUGGAGCUGAGAAACCUGAUGGAGAUCGCAGGAGCAGAGAAAGUAAGAAAAGAGCUGCAGAUCAGAGCGGAACAAGCUGUGGUGAAGAGGCUAAAAGAGGAACAUACGAAAAAUGAAGCAGAAAAAAACAAGCAGGCCGGAACAGAGUGUAAUCAGACAGAGGAGACAAAAACAGCAAAGGUUGAAAGACAAGCACAACAAAUCAGACAGGAAUCAGAAGAAAAUAAGAAAGCAGAAGCAUUGACGCAAAAUGCGACAACAACCCCAGAGAAAACGAAAGACGAGCACAAAACAGCAAACGUAGUAGAAGUGGAAAAGAUCAAAGUAGAUGAUGUUAAAGAGCAUAAGGUCGAGGGAGAUUUAAUUCCAACACCUCAGAAACACGAAGAACAAGGCAAAAGUGAAAGAAAGAUAAAUAAAACCAAAGAGCCAAAAACUGAGGAGAGCUUGAAAGAAUCCAAAGCGGAACCAUUUAAAGGAGAUCUGAGAAAAACAGAGAGGGUGCAGGAAGCAUCAGUUCAGACAGUGGCAAAAGUAAUAUUAACAGAACCAAUAAAGAGUGGACCCGAUAAAGUCGCGCAGGUCAAGACGGAAUUAGCCAAAGCUAAAGCGGAGCUGGCUAAAAUAAAAGAGAAAAUGAGAGGAGAACAAAAAGUCAGAAAUACUUUCCUCCCAAAUGAAGAUUUCAACACAAACAAAGACAUUUCUUUAAAGGGUAACAUAAAUCAGAGCAAAGACACCAAAGACCAGACUGACGCCUCGCAAAUGGCUCAAAGGCAGGAACACACCGGUGUCAGCAAGUACAAUCACGUUCAGCCGGACAGGGGCGCCGACGACUACGAACGCCUGAGAGAGAAAUACGGUUUUGGCAACACACGUGCAAUGAAUAAAAUCAAAGUUUCUGCAGCUUUUUCCAACGAUAACAAAGCACCAGAUGUCUCUGCUGAAGGCGAGGCAGCGAGUGUCAUGAAAAUAACGGAUGACGCUCCUAAAAGCAGCAGCCCUGGAACAGCUAAAGCAGAAAAAAUCCAGGACACAGGUAGUGUUCAAGAUAACGAAGUGACAGAAAGUCAAUAUAUUUAUAGCGAGUCCUCCAAAGAAUUCAAACUGUCUACGAAUGCAGAUAAAACAACAGAUCGUAGCGGAAUCGUUGACAAAGUUAAGCAUGACAGUGUUGAAGAUCAGGACAAAUGUGAGAUUUCCCAGAAAAGUGAUUCUAAUUUGGCUAAACAGGUUGUCCUUGAGAGAAAGUCUAAAUCAAGUGAUCACAGUCUUAUUUCGAGUAAAGACCAGCAUUUUACUCCUCUCAGAAUGUUUCCCCACAAAGACAGAGCUCAGACGAAAGAAGAGAUCCUGACAUCCAAGAUAAAAGCUCACGCUGAAAAAGAGAUUUCAGCUAUUAAAGAGAAGAGGUUUGCUAUAAGAGAUGGAUUCCUGUCCAAAAAUUCCAUCAAACAUUUAGCGGGCGGUCAGAGUAUUAAUGUCCGACAGAGGCCAUCGUCACAGGAUGCGUCUAAAAGACAUGAAGGUGCAGCGUGCAGUAACGUUACACCCAAACACCAGAUAGAGCCUUCAGGGGUGCAAACAGAACCAGACAAAUCCUUUGCACAUUCAACUUCUGCAGCCACAGCAACAAAGUCUGCAGCAACUGUCAGUAUGUUACAAGACUGUUUACAGAUACAAGCGCCCACAGAACCACUGAAGGGCAAAAACACAGAACCGCCCACAGAAGCCAAAUGUUCCAGACGUCUUUCUUCAAAACCAGUUCAAUCAGAAAUAAAGUUGCUAAAUCACAAUAAUGAACAGGCAGAAGAAAAACAAGCUGUAAGCUAUGGAGAAAAGUGUCAUAGGAAAGAGGACGGAACUGUAAUAAAUGCACAGAAACAGGAUCCAACCCAAUUUAAUACAAAGGGCAAACCUGAAAUGGCAUCAAGAGCUGAGAUUAAACAAGAAAAAGAUCAGAAGGCUACAGAACCAUCGCCGGAAAGUGACUGUCUACAGAUCAUGGGAAUAAUGGUGACUAUUCGAGAACGAAAACCAUCAGUGAGAGACGCGCAGGCAGAUAAAAGCACCCAAGUACAACCGAAAGAGGGCACCGAGGCAGAGCCGAGCUCAGGAACAGAAAAAGACAAAGAAAACAAAUCUCCAAAAAAUUCCAGCAAUCAAUUUGUUGUGAUCACUGGGGAACAAAUAAUCACUCAGCCGAAGAGUUCACAAAAUAAAAGAACCCAAACAGAGGCCCCGACUGAAAGUGACCAUCCCCAUGCACUCACUGUGCCGACUAAAAAUAAAGUGUCGUCUGAAACUCUACCCCUCCUGUGUGGAGAUGAAGUAAAAAACAAAACUGAAGAUGACAAAUAUAAAACCCCUGAUGAGGACUUGAAGAAGAACAACAAGAAUGCUCUAGUUGAGAUGAUCACAGAAGAGAAAAAUCAGAGUAAAACUCAAACUGAGAAUUUGGAGGCCGAGGUGUUAAACAUGGGAACUAAAUGUCUUCAUGCUUCCAACGCAGAUGAUUAUGGAAGUCUAAUAAAACAUGAUGUGCAGCAAAUGGGGGUAGGAGAUAUGACAAAAACGGUCACAAAUUCUUACAAAAGCAGUAGCUCAGAUGGACAGAGUGCGCCUCUCUUGGAGGAAAAUAGGAACAACACAACAUUGUCACAGCCAUCCAACAAAAAUAACCUCUAUCAGCACCAGAGUGAACACGCUGGAAAGAUUAACCCCAGAGAUGAUAACCUCCAUAUAGAUAGCAUCGCCAUUAAGGUUGUGCCAGCAGAAACCCAGAAAGACAACUUGAGAAUGGUGGAAAACGAUCACAUCAUGAAUACCGCUGCUGGUUUGAAAGCGGCUAAUGAGCAGGAGCAACAUGAAACAUCAGUUGACCAUGUGAACAAUGAACACGUUAUUCCAGUGAGCAGCGAGAAGGGGAGAAAAGAGAGUCUGGAAGACAAACAGGAGGUGAGAAAAGAGUCAGAGUCAUCAAAAACCACAGACUCCAACAAUGAUGUCAUUGCAAGUAGUGGCGAUGGUAAAGCUGAAAACAGAACAUCUGAUGAAGAGAAGAAACUUGGACCAGCAGUGGAUGAAUCACAGCCGACAGAGGAAGAUUACUUCCAAGUGCAAGGAGUAAGAGGAGCAAGCGGUAGUGGAAAUGUUGGACAGGUAUCAGAUGCACCCCCGCAGAGAAUGGGACUUUCAGGAGCACCACCCAACAAGACCAUCAUCGACACUGAGUCUAGUAUGGAAUUAAUACCUGAAGUUAUUUCACUGGUUGAACGCAAGAAAACCGUGGACACAUUUUCAGAAAAAGUCCACCAAGAAAAUGUAACAAGAAAAACCAGGGGAAUAAACAAUAAUGCAUCUUUGAAGCCAAGUGACAGUCCUUCAGAGAGACAGAGCGACAAGUGUGAUGUAGACUUGGGUCAGGCUAUAAAAAAACAGAAAGUGGAAAACCAAUCUGGUUUGUAUGCAAACAGAAGACAAAGCAAGAGAACCCCAAGAGAAAAUACUGCUCCAGAAACACCUGAAGAUAAACCAAAACCAAAAGAGAGGGUAACAACUAUCCCUGAAAUCUCUGCAAUAGCAGACUAUGCCAGAUUAAAAGUAAUUGUUUCGGAAGAUCGAGAAAAUGAAUUUCAGGAAUUCCCUCCAAACAAAAAGGAAGGAUUUUUCCCAUUAAUUCAAACUCGUCACAGCAGAUGUCCUGUGUUUACCACUGAUGUCAAAGAAGUGAGCGUGAAACAGAAAAAUCCUCCAAAUAAGGUUGAGGUCAAAGUAAACAAGAAGCCCAAAGCAAUUGUGUUUUCAACAAUGGAGAAAGAACACAGACAGACUGGGAUGUUCAAACUGGGUGAGAAAGGAGGACAAGAGAAAAUGUCUCCACACGUCGAGGAUAACAAAGUCGAUUUUGACCCUGGAGCUCAACAAGACCUCAAACACAAAUCACCAACAGCACAUUUUAAAAGUGAAGAAGCCCAGGCAGUUACACAAAGUAUUCAUCAGAUAACAAACCCUCUGGCACACUCACAAACAUCAUCUUCAGACAAGCCAAGAAAAAGUUUGCAACAGUCGCUUGAUAGCGUCAGUUCACAGGAGAAACCAGCAGAAUUACCCCAGAGAGACAAAGAAAUAUUGCAUGUCGAUAAACUGUCUCAUCAACGAGUCGCCUCAAUGCCAACGUGCAAGAUGGACAGACACACAACAACCCCACAAAAAGAUGCAACAGGAGAAAAACGACAGCAUACAGCAGCCAGCACCGAGCAAGAGGAAAUACGUGAGACAUGGCACGAAGAAACCACAGAGAAACAUCGAGAGGAAGAGCAAGAGGAGAAAAAAGGAAGGGAGAAGGAAAAGGAGAGAGAGAGGAGCAGAGUGUCUCAGGCCGAAAAUGACAGGAGAGCUGCUCAGAGAGAAGAGGAGAGAAGAGCGAGAGAGAGGGAGGCUGCAGCCGCCAAGAUCAAGGAGAGGCGGGAAAAACAAAGGGAAGAGGAGAUCAAAGCAAAGGAAGAAAGAAAAGCAAAGCAGGUCGAGGAGGAAAAGAAGGCAAGAGAAAGAGAAGAGAAGAGGAGGAUAAGAGAAGCUGAGGAGAAGAGAACAAAAGUCCUGGAGGAAGAAAGGAGGCGAAAACAAGUUGAGGAGGAAGAAAGGAGGCGAAAACAAGUUGUAGAGGAAGAAAGGAGGCGAAAACAAGUUGUAGAGGAAGAAAGGAGGCGAAAACAAGUUGAGGAAGAAGAAAGGAGGCGAAAACAUGUUGAGGAGCAAAUGAGAGCAAAACUGAGAGAAGAGGAAAGUAGAAUAAAAGAGUUUGAGAAGAGAAGGCAAGUGAAGCAGAUGGAGGAGAGGAGAGCUGCCCGAGAAGAGGAGCAGAGGAGAGCUGAGAAUGAAAGACAAGCCAGGCAGAAGGAGGAGGAGAAAAGGAUUCAAGAGAUCCAGGAGAGGACAAAACCCACUCAGAGUGAGGAACAGAGGAAAGAUGGACAGAAAAGAGAAGGAUGGACAGCGUCAAAGAAAGCUGAUGAGGAGCAACAAGCUGCUGAAAAAGAGAAAACAAGAAGAAAACAAAAAGAGCAGCAAGUGAAGGAAAUCAAGAAGGAGGGGCUCCUUCAGGAAGAGGAGACGAGGGCAGCACAAGCCCAAAUACUCUCCCAAGGAGAUGGUGAGGCUCAAAAGAAAGAGGAAGAAAAGUUAGAGCAAACAGAGGAAGAACAAGCCUCAACGAUAGAGGAGCAGAGAGGAGCAGCACAAAGGAUGGAUGUUCUCCAGUACUAUGCAAUCACCACAGAAGAAGAGAAGAAACCCAAAAACAAACCUUCACCCUCUCAGCAAAUAAACAAUAUCCUUGGUUUAGAGUCAGCUGAGGAUUUUGGAUCUGGUAGUAGGCCUCAUCGGCCGUACACCCCGGUUUCUCCAGCUCCUCCAACUCCCUGCCGCUCCAACAACUCCUCUCCUGCACUAGGUGUCAAGCCUUCCAUGUUCAGGGUGAAGGACAACACCAUCAGAGGUUCAUCUCUUACAAAAUCCAUCAAACCACGUUUCUAUAAAAACUUUGGAGAAGAUUCCCGACCUGGUUCAUCCCUGGAAUUGGAUAAAGGAGAAGAGGACCAGGAAGUACUGAGGCACAGCAUUGGAACUCCUGUCCAUCCUGAUAUUGUAUCUCCAGGAUUCAACAGACAAUCUGCUCUGAAAGAAUCCCCGACACGUCCAUCGGGAUCUUCAUCAAAGGUCUACUCAGCCCUGCUCCCACAACACAGACCCUACUCCAGGAGGAGCAUCGCUGUGGAUGAGGACAACUCCCGCUCUGUCUUCAGCAACAUGUCUGAGGGGGUGGAGACUUUUGUAACCAGUGCUACAGACAUGGCAGAUGUACGUGGACUGUACGAGUAUGACAGGCCAGAAUCAGCGUGCAGCUUCAGCAGUGACGCCUCCCGCUCUUUAGGGAAACCUCCAGCUGUUCCCCCAAAGAGCGAGAAAGCCUUACGCAGGGCACAAAGGUUGACUACACGAAGGAUGAAGAAGGAGUCGCUGUCCAAAGCUGCAACGGAAAGCCCCCCUGGAGAUGAUAAAAAUCUCCUUACUGCUUCUGGAGUUCCUUACUCUUCCACUGAGGUACGCUCCUCCAACUGCCAUAUCAUGGCUUCCCCUCAUUGCUCUCCUCCUGUCUCCCUCGCUCAUGCACCAGCAUUAGGAUCCAGUUUGUCAUCUUUUCACGCAGAGCAACAAUCCCCUCACAGCUCCUUCUAUGCCUCCCAUCAUGCUGCUGCUCCUGUCUCACUUCCUGUUGUCUUGCCUCAUGCCACUGGCGCUAUCUUCACCCCUAUCGCCUCACCGCAUGCCGCUGCUCCUAUUGCUCUCCCUGUUGCUUCCCCUCAUGUCACCGGCCCUGUUUCCCAACCUGUUGUUCCAAAGACAGUUACUCAUGUUCCCUCUUCUCCCACUCUUCACCAAACCAACCAAUCAGCCCCGGUGACCCAGUACCAAGUGGAAUCAAGCUAUGGCCACUCCUUCCCACUGACCCAACGUAAAGUGCUGCAGGACCUUGGCUCUGGUCAGUACUUUGUAGUCGACAUGCCAGUUCCAGUGAAAACAAAGAUGUUUUAUGACCCUGAGACAGGGAAGUAUGUGCAGUUGAAUGUACGUGAAUCUGUCCAGAGUGGCACCCGAGCGCAGUCCCAGCAUGCCCACAUUCAGCCGCACCCCCAAAUGCAGGUCACGCAGCUACAGCAGAGCAUCUCCCAGACCUCUCCUGCUGGCAAGCCUGUUGUACUCUCCCAAAACUACCAACACCCUUACCCCCACCCAGCUGCUGUCUCCAAAAUGCCCCCGCACAGGUCGCCCUCAGGGAUGUCGCCCCCUGCUGCUCCACCACAGGAUCCACGGCUCGCUGGAGAGAGCCACAUCUACAGAUAUCAAGCUCCCGAAAUGGGGCAGAACUCUGAGGAGCACACGCCGUACAUGGACACAGUUAAUGAUAAAGACAAAACGCAUAACCCGGUUUACAACACACAUGGCUCAUAUGAGUCGUUCCCCGAGCGUGACACAAACAGCCAGCUUGCAAGAAGCGCCGUGUGUGAAAAUGAUAACUCAGCCCACUCACGAUAUCGGCCCCGUAGCAUCAUUACAAUGAGAGAACUGGAGGAUUUUAUGGAUGUGUCUGACUGGUGAGAACACAGACCGGCCACUUUGACUUUUAGAGGUUGAACAAAGUAAAGCUGACAAACAGAUUGUUUGACAAAAUGAUCAAAUGCAGAGUACGCUUGGAUUAUUAUAUAUUCAAUGUCUGUAAAAAAAAAAAAAAAAAAAAAACUUUUUCAAGUGAGAAAAAGAAUGCUGUUUGGUCUGGAGUUGCCUUUCAUGAAAAAAGUCUCUCAGAUGAGCUGCUGUUGUGAUUGAGAUUUAAAAUGUAAAGCUGUUUAUUGGGUCACAGAGAUGUUCACCAUUCCAUUUGACUUUUUGAUUGUGAGAUGCUAAUUUUAAUGUGUAUGCAGCACAGUGAGUAAACAAAGAAAAGAUUUAUGAAACAGUAUAACAAUGUCACAACAUAGGGUAGUGGGCAAAAGUUUUAUGCAUCCUAGAAUUUUGAUAGCAGGGUUGUGUUUAAAUAUGUAGCACCUUUUGAUUUAAAAAAAAAAAAACUUUGACAAAUUUUACUUUGUGUUGAAAAUGAGUCUUUAUAAAGCACUUUUAUUUCUGUGGUAUAUCGCAGAAUUACAGCUAAAUGUAUUUCUGGUAAAGUAUUUAUUUUGGAGGAUUCCGUGACAAACAUAGUGAGUUUGCUCUGUGAGAUCUUGCAGAUGGCAUGAAAAAGGAAGCGCAUGUGGGCAUGCACAAGGUUUGAAGUUCAUGCUGCAGUUGGUGUAAACUGGAAAUUUAGAUAACAGACUUCCAAUGAAAAAUAUAUAUCAAGUCUAAUAAAGCUAUGAUAAAGUGUUAACCUCACCACUGACUCAUUUUGGCAAACAUUUUAGCUGCUGCUAAAGAUUUUACUGACAACUGACAGCAAAUCCAUGUGAGUGUUGUUUUACUUGUCCAGCAGAUAUCUGCACAGGUAAGACAAUGCAAGCAACCCCCAAAAAGCAUAUUUUCCUAUGCCCUGACACGGAAAGGGUGUCAGACCAUCUUUUCACUGUAUUUUAACUCAUGUGGGUCAAAAUCCUAAAUUGUUUCCAGAUAAGGCAAAUUUUGAUCAUAUUGGUGAUAUAAUAUUGUACAUCCUUUGUUUCAAU
This is a messenger RNA of Thalassophryne amazonica, 11712 nucleotides long. RefSeq names its product titin homolog (gene c13h10orf71). The coding region runs from base 215 to 10651 and encodes 3478 amino acids. Lineage: Eukaryota; Metazoa; Chordata; Actinopteri; Batrachoidiformes; Batrachoididae. Gene Ontology annotation, biological process: positive regulation of calcineurin-NFAT signaling cascade. Gene Ontology annotation, cellular component: Z disc. The transcript is spliced from 2 exons. The record is from RefSeq and is a predicted model, not a curated record.